Paramuricea clavata is the source of this 11847-nucleotide messenger RNA. The record is from the annotation of a GenBank genome assembly. Lineage: Eukaryota; Metazoa; Cnidaria; Anthozoa; Malacalcyonacea; Plexauridae.
AUGUCCACUCAAAAUGGAAUUUUGGGCGUUCUAACCUCCCAAAAACUGUGGACGGCACCUAGCAAGGAACAAUAUCUGCCAGCAUAUUUCAAGGAAAUAUGUGAUGAAUACCUUUUGUCAGAGGAUAAACAUAGAGUUUAUCCUGUUGAGGUUAGUGGUUCUUAUAUACAUUGGAAGUGAAUACCAGUAUGGAGCUGGCCUAUAGUUAAUUAAUUGGAAUGAUUUGUUUAAUAAAGCUUUUAUCACGGCUUUAAUGAACCAUUUAAACAUCCAAAAUGACAUUUUAAUGUUGUCUGAAUUAGUUUGAUUCCAGUAACAGAAACGAUCUUUUUAAUACUGUCAGGCAAAACUUUUGUAUACACGAUUCAGUUGCUCUUCAAUUGUGUUUUUUUUAAUAGUGUCUUGGUCUUCAAAGAAAUUCCAGACCUGCCACAUGGGUGAUUGGCUCAGAUUUUCACGUUCAACUUCUGGACGGAAAAGCGAAACGUAUACUUCCAAGUGAAUCGCCAUAUACAGUGUAAUUGAAAACAUCCCAUUUGUCAGACAAUUGGAUUUCGAAGGUGAUUCAGUGUAUAGUGUAUAUAAUUGCAGGUUAAUUGUAUGUUAGAGUGGUGGAAAUGUCUGAGACGGUGGUCGUGAGAUAACCGUUAAAGUAGUUAGUAUAAGAUUCUUUAGGCUUUUGCAUAACGAUUAAUGGUUAAUAGAAAAAGGAGAAUGUAACACUAACUGUGAUUAUUGUUUAGGCGACCUUGAUGGUGGGAAAAGCCUUAUCGAAUUGAUUGAAUUGAUGGAACAUUAUAUGAAAGAUAAUUUUUUGGCAACAUUGCUUGUUUUGGGUGGACUUGGGAUUGGUGUCCAUUAUGACCAAUUAAAUAAAAAAUCAGAUCGUGGUGUACCGCUCAUAAUGGCGUACGGACAGCCGGUAUCGUGGAAAUCAACCGCUACGUCAAUUGCAAUGUCCAUUCUUGGUCAUAAAACAAGCAUUGGCGGUAUGUACAGGGCAGUUUUGCAAUGAAAGCAAUGUACUUUAUUCAUAUAAGCAUAUUAUACCUGCAUGCAUGGAUUUAAGAAAUUGCGAAGCUUGUCAGCUUAUCAGAUUUAAUUUGUUAUUAAUGUAAUAAGAUAUCCGUGAAUGGUUUUUGGCGGAACAGGUGGAAUUAGAAUUGGUAUUUUUAUCUUAUAUUCGACCAAAUGUGUACCACGCUACUAAUAGUAAUAUACAUUUCAAACCAUGAAUUCCUAGUUUGUUUCAAGUAUAAAUACCUGUGAAUGCCAUAUGAUAAAUUUUUUAUUAACCUCGCUUGCUCGGUAUGUACACAGAAAUAUCGGACCUCGGUCUUCUUGUACAAACAUCGCCCUAUACGCCUACGGGCUCGGUCUGUACCAAAAAGAACAGUCGGUCCGACAUUUCUCCAUACAAACCUCGCGUUCGAUUAAUUAUAAGAAAUUAAUGUGUUUUUGUAAUUUCUCUAGAAUUAACGUCAGCUGGCGCCUUGAAGUUGACCAAAGGUCAAACCCUUCCGUUUUGGUGGGACAAUGCGUCAGAUUUCUCUGUUCUGGAAGAAUUCGCAGUUUCUUCAUACAACAACGUAAGAAUAAUUUUAAUGAAUAUUUUUCUAUAUAUAUGGAUCAUUAAUGUACUUUGAUCUCCUCAUAGCUCAUCAUUGAUACCAACAUCUGAAUGACAAAACUCACAAUUUUACCGCUUUUAGGCCAACCCCAGUAAUUACUGUAUUGUAAACAUACCAUAAAGUGAUAAAGUUCAAAGUAUUUAAUAAUAAAGUAUCCAGUCACAGAGCUUUAUUUUUUCAAUUUUUUUAUUUGAAAUUUGUAAGUGCGUUAACCGUUAAAUGUACUGCCAGUCUGUUUCCAACAAUGUAUAUAGCUUCCACGGAAUUAAUCAUUUCAAACCGCAAGCAACACGGCGCAUGGUCGCACUGCAAAAAAUCGAAUUCUAGUCUAGAAUAAUAUUCUUAUUUUUUAGAUUAUUUUUCUUAUUUUAAGUAAAUAUUUCUUAUCAAGAAAUAUUUCAAGAAAAAAAAUCUAGUUUUAAGAACAAAAAUCUUAAAGUAAGAAAAUAUAACUAGGCAAGAAUAUUCGAGAGAAUAUUUUUCUUAUUUUAAGAAUAACAUUUUUCCAUCCUAGAAUAAUAUUCUUAUAAUUAGAAAAACAAUCUUGAAAUGAAGUUUAAUAUUAUUUAUCGCAUAUAUCAAAACCUUUCUUUCGGACGGCAACUCAGUUUGCAUGGCCGAAACGAUAUAUGAUAUUGAAUUGAAUUAAACCUAGUUCUAUUGUAUAUCUUUCACUUUUUUUGUCAAAUUUGAAGCUGAACGGCUCUGUCCUGAAUUGUCGCAGUUUCAACAUGGCACUAUCGUAAUGAAUUUGCCGGUAUAUGGCCAAUGAAUUGUUAUUGAAAAAUAACAAUUAUACAUGAAUUCAAAUAAUUUGCAACAAUCGUCUACCUACACUUUAAUGAAGAUGGUGUGAUCCACCGCAAAAAAUGAUGUGUAAAUUUACCCAAGAUUUUGCGUAUAAAUAUCACCACGUUAUGACAUCACGAUUAAUGCUGUCACAUUUUAAGACAUGCGAUGCGUUAGUAUAGGUAAUCAUGCGAUGGCGAGUACAAUUAGGGAUUAAUAGUACGAGUGAUGUUUGGAAAUUUUGCCAAAAUUGGACGAGCCGCCGGGGCGAGUCCAAUUUGGCAAAUUUCCAAACAUCACGAGUAGGCUAUUAUUAAUCCCUAAUUGUACGAGCAACAUUGCAUGAUUAUUUGUUUAUUAUUAGCAUGACAAAAUUGGAUACGUACUUCUCAAUGUGAACAUCAUAUUCUCUCGCCAAAGCCCAGUUCUGCCACACUUUCAACCAAAAUUUGGUGCUUUUGUUUGUAUUUUCAUUUAGUUCUUUUGUUCAAGCAAAAUUUGGUGCUUUUGUUCGUAUUUUCAUCUAGUUUCUUCACGGCAAUUUCAUUUCACGCUUGUAUUUAAAAUACGUUUCCGCCAUUUUGUUUGUUUUGGGAAAAUCAUUAAUUGUACUGCAGUACAAUUAAUGAAAUAAUUGUACUCCUCUCAACCAAUCAGCAUCCAGUAAUUUUGUCAUGCUAAUAAUAAAUACUGUAAUAAACCAUAAAAAUUUUAUAUUUAAAUUGCAAUUGGCAUAUAACUUUUUUAGAAAAUCUAUCUCAUUAUUCGCUCAUAAGUAUUUUCAUCAUUUGGCCAGAGACCGCCAGAUUAAUGCUUCCUACAAUUUCAAGCUAGCGCUACGAUAGAUUGGGAGCGCUUUUUGAUGUAUCUAUUUUAGAAGACAAGGGUCACGCGCGCAAUGAGUUGUGGGAUAUCGUGUAUCAAAUUUCAAGUGUGAUUUGCAAAUUUUCGACUUUUUCGUUUGAGUAUAUUUUGCCCAAGAAGAGUCCAUGGUAUUUAUCUUAUUUUGUACUGGAUAAGUGACUCCGAAUCCUGCCGAAGGCUUAUUGAUUUCAGGUAUGAAAUAUUAUUGUUUAUAUCAUAUAAUUAUAACGUACAUCGACCGUAUUUACUCAUUUUAUCUUGUGGCUGUUGGCCUGUUGUAGUGUUGUGGCUGCUAAAAUUUGAAUUUGCGCGCGAGGUUUUAUAUAUUGAAUUAUUUCAUUUCAAUGCCGUCAAAUGUUAGUUAAAAUCAACAAUUCAAAUGUUGAAUAAACACAUUAUAGUAAAUACUGGGUUUCACUUGUUUGACAAAACUCGAGAAAGCAUGUUUGAACCCAGAGGAGGAAUGAGGGUCUUCCCACAAUGCAUUGCAUCUCAUUAUUAUUCACAAUUACGAUUUUCAACGAACCUUUGGCGAAAAGUUGUUGAAAUACAUUGCGAUUUUGGCUCCGUAUAUCUCGUUUUUUCGAAGGUAUGUUUUUAUAUUUGUAUUAUUUAAGAUCCUAAUUAAACUAUUCUCAACUUGAUUGGUACAGGAAUUGCUUUUUAGUUAUGUUAAUUACGUAUUGUAAUUAUGCUUGAUUCGGGUCAGUGGACACGCCACAAAAGUGGCAUUCAAAAAAUGCGGAAGCUAUAUUCAUUUUUUUGAGGGGAAAUUAAAAUAAAACACGUCAUCGAAUUAAGGAAGGUCUAUUCUUUAAACUAGUACUUUAAAACUCAAAGUAGCUCGACGAAAUUGACUAGUAAUCGCGGUUUGAAAAUUGGGUACUUUUGCUAUAUUCUUUCGCCGAUGGCGGGAAUUGACCGGGCGGUUAUCAUUUGGCGCGAAUUAAAAACUACAGGACGAAUCACUAUUUUCUUCAAAUUAUUUGGAACAAACGCGUACAUGUUUCCACGUACUUUAAGUAUCAUGUUACCCUUAAGCUUAGAUAUGCUUGUGUUUAACUGUACUGAGUCUACUGACCGUAUUUUAACCAUUUAGCAAUAUUAGCGAUGUACAAGCACAUGUUGUCGAGGAUGUUGUCAUUGUUGAUGAAGCAAAUGAUACUGCUAAGCGGGUAUAUACUUCUGAAGGUAAUACGCCUGGGAAACCUGAUAAGAAGACACGAAGACGUUCUCAUAUGAAGAAUUUAACAUCCAGUCGAACAUUGUUUCAGAGUCCUGGAACAUCAUCAAAGCCGGCAAAGGUACAUAAUUAUCCAGAUUUAUACAAUGACAAUACAGUACAACUGAAAAAAAAACUAUUCUAAUGUGACAUGUACUUAAGAAUGUAUUUCAACUUUUGUUCAACUGAAGAGCAAUUUCCGAUUUAAUAAUUGAAGUUUACACUGUUUAUUUUGUAGUUUCCUAGCAGAAAGAUUUAUCUGACUCCUACAAAGAAGUAAAAUAUCAUAAAUGGACCUUUGAGGAAGAUAAGGCACUUGUUGAAUUCAUAUCAAUAGCCAAAACAGAUCCAAAGUAUCAGUAUGGAACACAUGUUGUUGCAGAGUGGCCAUCGUUUAAUGCGAAGAACUGUUUCUGUGAUGAUGGUGCCAUGCAUAUUCAAUGCAGUACUUCGUCAAACAUUCUGCUGUCAAGUAAGUUUGUUCGAUUUCUUUAUAUAAAUAGAUGUACUACAUGCAAAAUUUAAAAGAAAUAGAUGGUUCCAUUUAAAGGUCUUAUUUAAUUGCGCAAUUUAGUUUUUUGAUGUUUCAUGAUUAUGACACAGAGUGACAUAAAGUGAAAGUUUAUUAGCAUAUCAUAUGACCAGUUGCCAUGACUGAGAUUGAGGAUAUUGUUAACGAUUAUCAUGAAAAUGUGCCCUAAUCAUAAAUUAUGUCACUUUAUUCUUUCUGUUUGUUAUACUUUAUAUAGAUCGCCGUCUACGAACACGAACAACUGUUUACUACAGAAAAAAGUUUGCAACAGUGCAAGAUGCUGAAAUCCAUUAUGGUUUGACACUAUCUGACAGCUUAGCAGAACUUGUGAUUGAUAAGCGGAAAGCUACAUCUCGUAAAUCUAAGCCUGUCGCGGAAUCAGCAACACAGCCACAACACAACAACCUUGCAACAGCAACACCGUCACCGCCGCCACCACCACCAUCAUCACCACCGUCAACAAGCAAUGCUAAACCAUUGCCUACAGUGGAAAAUGUAUUUAAAAAACUUACAACUCUUCUGGACAAUGAUGAAUUAGAAGAUUUGUUGAACAAACUGUUUCUGCACCUGGCUUUGGCACAUAAUAUAACAUCUAAUCCUGGCAAUUACUGUUCAAUGUCUAUUAAAGCAAUGGAACUGUUAAAAAUCAACAACAAGAACAACCUGUUGUAUAAAUUUGCCUUGGCAUUGUGCAAUACUAAACCUGGUACUGAUGAGCCUGUAUUUCCAAUGGACAGAAUGCCAUUUGGAUUGGUUGAAUAUCAAAUAGAGUUCUUCAGUUGUACUCAUGUAAAACAGGUACUGUUUUUAGAUAAUGCAAUUGCAUAAAUGUUUCUAGCCCCUUUAAAUACUUUCCAAAAAUCUCAAUAUAUAAUAAUGGUCAUUCCAAAAAAAAACAUCCAUACCACACCACAAGGGAAUAAUUUGAAGUUAACCCCCCUACUCCCUUCAGAUGUCCUAAAUAAUAUAGUUACUACUAAUAUCAGAAACAAUGUUUUCUCCCCUCCCCCUCCGGAUGGCAGAAAUUUCCUCUGUGGGACGAGUGUGGAUCUUUUCUGGAACGACCCAUUUGUGAUAUCAACAUUGCCGAAAGUGAACAAAUAUGUUUGCUAUUUUCAGUAUUGAGCAAUAUGCACAUACCGUAUGGUUGUUUGUAAAUGUUUCUGUAUUGUCAAAUACUGGUUACAAAUACGAUGACAUCCUAGAGUGAAAAAUCCUGAAAUAUCGAUAUAUAUGAUUUAUGCAAAUAUACAUGCCAUGGAUGUUGGUUUUUUAUAUUUUAAUUAUUCAAAUUUACAGCAACAAUGUACAUAUUAAGUAUGGCAUAGACAGAAAAUAAAACAGGAAUUAUAAUGUCAUUGUUUGCAUUUUUUCUCACAUCCAGAUUAAGAUGCCUGAUGACUUUCUUCAGUGGCAUGAAAGUAUGUGUGCAGAGUUCCCCACACGUUUUAACCGUCUGUUCAGGGGCCCAAUGUGGAGUGGUGUUGAUGAAAAUUAUUAUGGCUAUCCAAUAAUGGUCAGUACUGACAACUACUAUAUAUUUAUUGUUCAUUGUUAUGGCCAUUAAUGUUGUUAAAUAUAAUAUAUAUUUAAUUAAUGUGUAAUAGUAUUGUCUGGCAAUUAAUUAUGUUUAAAUUUUCAUUUCAACCCAGCUGGUAGAUCCUUAUGAUUUAACCUAUUGAGUGGCUGCACUAUCCACUUGACAAGUAAAAUUGUCUGACGUUAGACAGAGUAAAAUACUUAGAUGGCAUUAGACGGAGUAAAAUACUAAAGUAGGGUGCAUCAGGGUGCAUUGCCACUUAAAGGGUUAAUGUCGAAUGUAUAUAUAUAGCAAAUAAGGCUUAAUUAAAAUGUUUCUAUUAUAUCACUUUAAUUAAAAAAUUAGUAUAUUAGAACUGUACUAAAAUUCAAAACUCAUUUUAAGCAUUUUAAAUUAUAGCAAUUGUACCAAUUAAAUUUUUUUUGCUUGUCUAUAUCAAUUUUAGGCAAAGGUCAAUGUUGCCUGUAUUUCAACCAGGACAGUGGCAAUCAAAACUGCAUCAUCACAAUUCAGUGAUGAGCCUAUAAUACAGGUAUUUUAAUACUGCUUGUUAUGUCCCCUUUUAUUUACAUACAAAGAGUCUGUGCAAAAACCAUCGACUGAUUUUCUGGUGUGGGGGGGGUGGGGGGUGCACCACAACCCAAAUAUUUGCACCCCUCAGAAAGUUUUUCCACCCCAGCUAGAGAAAUUGGUACACCCUAAGAAAUUUAAAUGCUCAUUUUGGACUACUGUAAAGGCUUAUUUCCACUCCAGAAAUAAGAAUCGGAUCGAACCUGAUUGGAACAAAACAAAAUAUGUGCAUGCGGCAUCAAUACAAAUGUUUGGUUCCGAUUUAUCCGGCAACGUUGCUGGCCAGAUAAUAAAAAGAAAUAUUGAAUAAUAAAAGAAUUGAAAUAUUUAUGUUUGGGUCUGGUCCCGUGGAUUAAACUUUGCGACCAAUCAAAAUGCCGUAUUAUCUCAUAUAAAUUAAAAUAAUUAAAUAAUACAUGUAUAAAAUUUACAAAAUAAAGGAUGUGAGACUGGAAUGAGCUCCAUUUUUCCUUUUCCGAUCAGAUCAUUCCACUUGUCCUUUUACUGGAAAUUGCUAGUUGGAUCGGACCGGAUCGGAAAAACUAGCUCUGAUCCGGUCCGAUCCACUGCUUAUUUUCCAGUGUGGAGAUUAGCCUAUAUAAAUAAGACGAAAAAUAAGCUUAUGAACAAAAUAAUACUAAAAAUCUCAAAAUUUUCCAUUUUCUGGAGGCUGUGCAUGUGUGCAGAUUUAAUAAAUAUAUACCAGCCGGUUUUACACAAGGGAAACCUAAGGUGUAAUUCUAUGAAAAGCAGGUACUGUACAGUUAAACAAUGUAUAUCUUUUCAUAUUAGGAACAAGCACUAAAAGACAUGAAAGCUGCAUAUCCUUCAGGUCGUUUCUGGAUCAAAGGUGAUUGGUGCGAUAUUAAACCAGCACUUCAGCAAUCAGUUAAAGGUGUUUGGAAUGGAGACUCUGAUUUAGGAGAUGGCACACUUCAGAACAUAAGAAAUGAUUAUGAACAAAGAUUGAAGACAUUUAAAAAAUUGGCAUCACCGCAUAAUGAUAUUGAGAAAGUGAUGAACAUGAUUGAGACAGUCUCAACAGAUCUGGAAACUGAUAAGCAGUUUUUAACACAAGGUUUACAGAAGGCACAGAAGGCAUACACAGAAAAAUGUAAAAAACCAAACCCAUCAAAGAAAGUACUUAUGGAACUUUCAUGGGAAAGAGUCGAAUAUAGUGAACUGUUACAACAAUGUCAGUGUCUGCUUUCUUAUGUUAAAACAUUGAAAGUCUCUGUUGGUCAAAGUUCUCAAGUGUUGCAUGUACAGAAGAGCAUGUGUGAAAAGACAUCUGAUUGGGAGAAAUAUAUGCGGAAUUUGUUUAUAAAAAGAAGACAACCAGCAGCAACUCAUGUUUUCAUCUUUCUUCUAUCUGAUGAACGUCGCAACAAGAAACCGUACUGUCUACCAAUUCAGUAUGUCCCAUACCAUUCGCUGAAAGACCAAACUGUACGAGAGCUGACUAAUAACAUAAGACAAGAGAUGGCCAAUCUUGGAAUGCUUUCUAUUGGUUUGUAGAAUAUUUAUACUACCCAGUGCCAUAACAUAUUCAAAAUUUUCAAAUACUCCACUUGUGGGAGUCAAGUGUCGCACAGUUUGGGCACAAGUUUUCUAAGGGAAUUUUGAAUAUAGAGUCUCGAGCUCUGAAAUGCAAUUUACCAGACUUUGGGUGGAGAAUUUAGAGAAUUCUGAUCAUGAUCAGAAGACGACAUUGUAACAUACUACUGUAUCAGAGGCCUACCUGGCCCAUAUAUUUGCUCUACAGCCUGAGCCUGGGGACCCCCAUUUGGCAUGUUGAGGUUGGUGCCUCUGGGUCCGCCCAGUCCGAAAAUUAAGCACAGGCACCCGCCAUCUGCCCAUGGGCAUGUAAAACAAACAGUGCGAGUAAAUACAGUGGCGAAGCCAGCCCAACAAUUUGGUCAUGCUAUGCAAAUUUUAAAUCAUUCAUUUCUUUAGAAAUUGAUUGUUUUUAUGGUGUAUUAUUAAUUUAAUUAACACAGAAAUAUUUGCAUAGCAUGCCCAAACUGUCGGGCUGGCUUUGCCACUAUGAGUAAAUAAUUAUUAAUAUUAUUAUCACACUAUUAUUAUUAGGUUUUGUCACUGAUGGAGAAUUCAACAGCUUGAGAACAAAAGGAGAGAAACGCCCAUUACACGUGGUGCAACUGAUACGAGAUGCUCGUGAAAGUGUCAGCAAAAAGUCCAAAGGAUUUUUAUUAAAGUUGAUUGUGAGAACAGGAGGUACUGCACUCAUAACUCCAUAUCUAGUAAUCUUUUCCCCCCAAUGCGACCAAUAAUUUUAGUAUAUUUUAAAGUGGAUAGCAUGUACACACCAUAAAUUGGAGAUGUAGUUUACAUAUUUUGACAAUCAGAAGAAUAAGAAUAAGAUGAAAUGGAGUACAAGAUGAAAUGAAUUGUGUGCAUGUGUUUAAUUUAAUUUCCUGCAUAUUAACCAUAUUUUACUUAAUAUGCUAAACAGCUGUAUCGGGAAUAUGUAUACAAUAUAAAUAUGUAUGAAAAAUUUGUUACUAUUUAAAUUAUGCGAAAUGUGUGUGCAUGUAUGUAUUAACAGAUGAAAGGUUUAGGUGUUAGAUAAAUUAACUGUAACUUCAUCUAUCUAUUUUCAGUUGAUGAUGAUGGGAAGCCUGUGACGGAAAAAGCAGAUCCAGCAAUACCUUCUGAUGUUAUCAACCUAUCGCAUAACUUGAGACAGGAUGGAUUGAGUUUAUUUGAGGCUCUUAAAUGCAUAAGGAUGUCCUUAGUACCAGAAGGAUAUGAACCCUAUCCCUUCAGAAAUGGAGUAGAAGAAAGCCAGGAAGAUAUGCUUAAGUCUAUUAUCGGAACAUAUCGAUUCAGGGAUACUGUCUCCAAGUAUGUGUCAGUUGGUGUAGAUUUUUCUACCUAUAUUACAUUCCAGAGAUUGAUGAUGGGACUGGUGAAGCUUUUCAUGAACGGGAAGAUCACUGCCACAUUCUCAAACGCAUUUGGAAGCACACAAGAGAAGAAGGACCACCUGGAACUAACUUGCAAGGUUUUGAUGAUGCAAUGCGUAAUCCUGGCACUGGAUUGACAUUUGCAGCUCUUACUGGCGAGAGAAAACAAUCUGUGGUUGAUGCGGAAAGAAUGUUGUCGUACCUUGUUGCCAAGUUUCUUAGUGAAAAUGGUAAUGAAAAAGAAGGAGAAUACAUCAAUAUUGUUGCAGGAUGGCAUGAGGCUGCAGAUGGCAGAGGACUUUCUGAGCUGGAGAGAUGCAAGAAAAACUAUGCUAUGCUUAACAUGAUCCUGGAUGACUGGAUGCCAUGGCAUAAAACAACACCUAAUUUUGCUACCAUCGACAUUAACAGGUAUACACGAAUUCUAUAAAAUUUGAUAGCAAGGUAUUUAUUGAUGUUCAAGCGCAUGUAAUACAAAAGUGCAGAAAAUUGCAACAAACACAGAUUUCGUAUCAUUUUCAUAAAAAUUGGUGCAUGUACAGUACAAUGAGUUUUUAUGUAAGUAAAUCUAGUGAUAAUGUUCCAUGGAAAUUAUGUAUGAUAUGUGAAAUAAUUUGACUCAUUAAUUAAGUUGCAUUGCGCCUUUAUACUCUAAUUAUUUUUUACUCUAAUUAUUUUUACUCUAGACCUGUAUAACACCAUGUGGACAAUGUUGUUUGAGUGCACUGGCACUCAAUGCGUUCAUGUUGGGGAGGGGGUCAAUUUUAACAAGACAAAAAUAGGCCAAUUACAGUAUGAAGGUGUUAAAGUAAAACUAUUUUGUUUUUUAGACCAAUCAAAGGAAUUUGUGGAUUUUCAAGAGAGACUGUGAUCGCUGUAACUACCAACAUUGAAAGCAUAGAGUAUCGCAGAAGAGAAAGUGGCAGAAUUGGAUAUCCCGAACAUCCUAGAGCUGGCACUUCAGAUGAUGUAGAAGCAUUUAUCUCCUUGUUGCACGGUUUUCUUGGUAAUAUAUGUACAGUGAAAGAGAUGAAGUCAUUGUGGAGGAAAAGUUGUAAGGUAAAUUGAAUGGUAGCAUGAGAAACUGUUUCUGUAAAUACACUGUGCUACUGAUAAUAUGCUAUGACCUGUUUGUUUAAGUGCAUUUACAUAAUAUGGCGCCAAUUGGAAUUAGUAAAAUGUAAUAAAUGUCCAUUCCCAAUCCAUAUGUGGCUGUUCUCAAUUAGAAAACAUACAUAAUAAACAGGAACACAGAUGGAAACUAUGAUAUUAUGUUUCAAUUCGCUAUAUAAUGUAUAUAAUGUUUCAAUGUAAUGUAUUAUAUGUGAUCCUUUUGUGGUAAAAUACUGUACCGGGUACAAUUUAAAACGAAUUUUAUGUUUUUUAUUGUUUAUCAUCUCUACCUUAGAGAGUAUUGCAAACGAAUUGAUGAAGAUUUGCCAUUUUAUUACUGGACAAGUAACGAACGGUUCAGAGAGUUUGGUGACCCCAUGCCGAGCUUCAACGAAGUCGAGGAAGUUCCAGAUGACACUGAUGCAGCUGACCACCCACGCCGCCUUCACAGCUUAACUGUCAACAGACGAGAAGACUCUUCCAUCUUCGCAGCAGGACGUCUCUUUAUGCCAGCGCGUAACCUAACUACUGUUCGCCAGCGGCUUCACAGACCUGUCGUCGAACCUCCUUUACUGGAAGCAGCAAUAGAAGGAAUGGAAGAUCUACUGGAAGAUGAUUUGAUGGAAGAAGAUUUGAUGGAAGAAGAUAUGAUCUAA